Messenger RNA from Hibiscus syriacus, 3011 nucleotides. Its product is annotated as probable transcriptional regulator SLK2. The record is from RefSeq and is a predicted model, not a curated record. Gene Ontology annotation, cellular component: transcription regulator complex; nucleus. Lineage: Eukaryota; Viridiplantae; Streptophyta; Magnoliopsida; Malvales; Malvaceae. The transcript has 10 exons. The coding region runs from base 149 to 2698 and encodes 849 amino acids. Gene Ontology annotation, biological process: positive regulation of transcription by RNA polymerase II; negative regulation of transcription by RNA polymerase II.
UUUCAUCGGGCUUUCACCGGAGGGACACAAACUCGAAAAACGAACGAUAAAGUUCCCGGCGCUGCCGGUAACUCCUUCACUGCCGUUCCCGCUAGGUCUGGCUCUGGAUAGCUAUUUAGACACCAGCCAGCAGGGGGCAGUACCUCCAAUGGCACCUUAUCGGGUGACUGGGGGGUUAACCCAAUCUUCCUCGAGUUCUGGAAUUUUCUUCCAAGGAGAUUGGCAGUCUCAGGCUGUUGUUAAUUCUCGCUUGAGAUCACCUUAUGAGAACUCAUCUGAUUUAGUUCCCGGAACUGGGUAUCCUAUUCUUGGCCCUGUUUUGGGCGAUAUGAACAGUGCGGUGUUGAAUGGUGUGGCAACCUCAGGACCUAGUGUUGGGGAAAGUUCUUUGGUCACAGAUGCAAAUUCGGCGCUGUCAGGAGGUCCUCACUUGCAGAGAAGUGCUAGCUUUAAUACCGAGUCAUAUGUGCGCUUACCAGCGUCGCCCAUGUCUUUUUCCUCCAACAAUAUAAGCAUAUCAGGUUCAUCGGUAGCUGAUGGAUCUUCUGUAGGCCAGCAGGGCUCUCAUCAAGACCCAAGUGUUCAAAUGCAGAACAGCCAGCUGCUGCAGCAAGGGGCCUCAACUGCUUCAUCUUUGCCUGCGUCACAAACCGGGCAAGUUUCACUUCCCAUGGGUCCACGAGUUCUAGGGUCCUUCAUGCAAGAUCCUAAUAAUCUAUCUCAGGUGCAGAAGAAACCUCGAUUAGACAUCAAGCAAGAAGACAUUCUGCAGCAGCAGGUGUUGCAACAGUUGGUGCAAAGACAGGAUUCUAUGCAGUUGCAAUCUCGAAACCCCCAAUUACAAGCUUUGAUCCAGCAGCAAAGACUUAGGCAACAGCAACAAAUUUUGCAGUCAAUGGCACCAUUGCAGAGAGCACAGUUGCAGCAGCAGUAUCAAAUGCAGCUGAGGCAGCAAUUGCAACAACAGGGCAUGCAGCAAGUAGCUGGAAUGAAGCGUCCCUUUGAUGGUGGUGUAUGUGCUAACCGCCUAAUGCAACACCUAUAUCACCAACGGCAAAGGCCUCCUGAUAAUACUUUUGCAUACUGGAGGAAAUUUGUUGCAGAGUAUUAUUCUCCUCGUGCAAAGAAAAGAUGGUGUUUGUCACUGUAUGAUAAUGCUGGGAGUCAUGCACUUGGUGUUUUCCCUCAAGCUGUUAAGGAUGCCUGGCAUUGUGAUAUUUGUGGGUCUAAAUCUGGAAGGGGGUUUGAAGCAACUUUUGAAGUACUCCCCAGACUUAAUGAAAUCAAAUUUGGUAGUGGAGUGGUUGAUGAGCUUCUGUUUUUGGACUUGCCACGUGAGUGUAGAUUCCCUUCUGGAAUAAUGAUGUUGGAGUAUGGAAAAGCAGUCCAGGAGAGUGUAUAUGAGCAGCUUCGUGUUGUUCGUGAGGGGCAGCUUCGUGUCAUAUUCACUCAGGACUUGAAGAUAUUAUCUUGGGAAUUUUGUGCACGUAGACAUGAAGAACUUUUUCCGCGCCGUUUAAUUGCUCCUCAGGUAAACCAGUUACUUCAGAUAGCACAGAAGUGCCAGAGCACAAUUUCUGAAGGUGGAUCUGAGGGGGUUUCUCUGCAGGACUUGCAAACAAACAGCAAUAUGGUCCUGACAGCUGGACGGCAGCUUGUGAAGAGUUUGGAGUUAAAGUCGCUGAAUGACUUGGGUUUUUCGAAAAGAUAUGUCCGGUGUUUGCAGAUUGCCGAGGUUGUAAGUAGCAUGAAAGAUCUAAUAGAUUUUUGUCGAGAACACAAGGUUGGGCCUAUUGAUGGCUUGAAAAACUAUCCUCGACAUGCCAGUGCAGCCAAGCACCAAAUGCAAAAGAUGCAGGAAAUGGAGCAGUUAGCGAAUGCACAGGGUCUGCCAACUGACAGGAAUACCUUCAAUAAGCUAAUGGCACUACAUCCUGGAAUAAGCAACCCAAUGGGUAGCAGCCAGCAGCAGAUGGUUGGUCGAGGAGCUUUAAGCGGUUCAGCACAAGCUGCUAUGGCACUUUCUAACUACCAGAAUAUGCUCGGUAGGCAGAACUCGAUGAAUUCAAACCCUCACUCACUCAAUCAGGAAGCCUCUUCUUCCUUCAAUAAUUAUAACCAGAGUCCAUCUUCAAAUUUCCAAGGACCUGCUACCUUGUUAUCAGGAUCCAUGCAGAUCCUGCCUGGUAGUGGCUUAUCGAGUCCCCAUUUACAAACUCAACCGCAGCAGCAGCAGCUUACAGUAUGCAGUAAUAACAUAAUCCAAAAGAACCAUUCGCAGCCCUCUCAGGGUAACCAGGUUUUACAACAACAAAUGAUUCAACAGCUGUACCAUGAGAUGUCUAAUUACAAUACCGGAGAUCAACAACAGCAACAGCAACAGCAGUCCCUGAGUGGGCAGAAUGAGAAUACCAAUUCGGGAAGAAACUUAUUGGGCUUUGGUAGCAACACCACUGCUCAACCAGCUGCAGCCACCUCUAAUGUAUCAGGAAGUGCAGCUGGGGCUGCCCCGAGUCGAAGCAACAGUUUUAAAGGCGCUUCAAACAGCGACUCCUCAGCCGCUGGUGGCAACCAGAGAGCACCUGAUUUUCCUCGGAGUCUCCAUUUGCAGGAUGAUAUAGUUUCGGAUAUAGCUCAAGAGUUCUUGGAUAGUGGGUUUUUUAACAGUGAACUCGAUGAUUAUGACUGGAAGGCAUGACUAACAUUAUGUGGCCCAGUUAAGGGCUCUCCCAUUCGGUGAGUAAUGGAGCAAAUUGUUGUAUAGAGCAUUGGACAUAGCUGCUGCCCUUUCUUCCCAUUGUUUUAUCUUUCUCGACCACUUCAAUAUGGCAUUGUUGUGACAACACUUGCUUUGUGCUUUCAGUAGGGAUUUAGCUAUCAAUUUCCUUUUCCCCUUUUCUUUUUUGCUUUCUUUUUUAAGCAUUUUCAGUUUCAAGCCUUGCAAAUGUAAUCUAUUGAACAAACUUUGGGAACAUAUUCUGUUUCUUAUAAUAGAAUGUUUACAUGUUUCA